Molecule: messenger RNA, 1068 nt
Organism: Capsella rubella
Lineage: Eukaryota; Viridiplantae; Streptophyta; Magnoliopsida; Brassicales; Brassicaceae
Product: membrane-anchored ubiquitin-fold protein 3
Exons: 4
Coding region: 394-750 (118 amino acids)
Molecular function (GO): protein binding
Source: RefSeq, a predicted model, not a curated record
AAGGGAAAAAUAUGGUGGGAACAGUUAACACGGGUAAAAUUUUCAAUUCGAAUAAAACGACAGCGUUUGACUAAGACCAUAAAAGUAGAAGACGUCGGCUUGAGAGAGAGAGAGAGAGAGAAGAAGUAGAAGUGACGACGAAAAAAAAAAAAAAAAAGUGAAAACCGUCGGCUUGAGAAGCAACUUUGGAUAUUUGGUGGCGACUCUUGAGCUUUUCGUUAUAAAGCGCUUUUAUUUUUUCAAUCCCAACAAAAAGAUCCGAAGACGAUAUCUGAAGCCUACGAUUCUCUAUCUGAAAUAGUUGUGAUUGAGGUUGGUUUUUGAGAAGCGGGAUUAGUGAUCGGAGCUGGGUUUUUGCUGGUAAUCGGAGGUCGGAGAGAUAAGUCAACGGAUAUGCCGGAGGAAGAGUCGAUAGAUAUCAAAUUCAGGCUGUACGAUGGCUCUGACAUCGGACCGUUUCGAUAUUCAGCUGCGUCUACGGUUGAUUUUUUGAAGCAGAGGGUCGUCUCCGAUUGGCCCAAAGGCAAAACAGUUGUUCCAAAGGGGAUAAACGAAGUGAAGCUGAUCAGCUCGGGUAAGAUCUUGGAGAACAACAAGACUGUUGGGCAGUGUAAGACACCAUUUGGAGAGAUUGCAGGUGGAGUCAUUGUGAUGCAUGUUGUUGUACAGCCAUCUCUAGCUAAAACCAAGACAGAGAAGAAGGUCGAUAAAGCACCCAAGGCGGUCAUCUGCACAUGCACCAUUUUGUGAAGAAUGCAAGACAUGUAUCAUACAUUACACACACGGUCUCUCAAAUUCUUCCGGUACAGAAGAAAACAAAAACAAAAGAAAGCUAAAAAAAAAGUAAAGUAAAGCUUCCCUUAAAGCUGUGGAGUUUUUAUCUUUGAAUGUGUAGAAAUUGAACUAAAAUUCUUUUCUAAGUACCUCUCUUGUUUCUUAUUUGUUUUUGUCCCUUACUGUCCCAAUGUACUCAAGUUGUAUAGGUUACUAGGUCCAUUACGCGUGAUGAAGAUUAUUAUUUACUAUCUAUUUUAUUAAAAAAACGUAACAAAACACUUGUGCCAUCAA